This is a messenger RNA of Telopea speciosissima, 1725 nucleotides long. RefSeq names its product probable aminotransferase ACS12. Gene Ontology annotation, biological process: biosynthetic process; amino acid metabolic process. The record is from RefSeq and is a predicted model, not a curated record. The coding region runs from base 55 to 1704 and encodes 549 amino acids. NCBI's taxonomy places the organism in Eukaryota, Viridiplantae, Streptophyta, Magnoliopsida, Proteales, Proteaceae. The transcript has 4 exons. Gene Ontology annotation, molecular function: pyridoxal phosphate binding; aromatic-amino-acid:2-oxoglutarate transaminase activity; L-aspartate:2-oxoglutarate transaminase activity.
AACAACUCUCCAGAGUUUCAAGAACUGAACAGACCACAUGAAGCUAAUCUGGUAAUGAUAAUGACCCGUUUCUGGCAAAACUCGGAAAACGAUGAAGAUCCCAAAAGCCCCAGUAGCGGUGGUGGAGGAACGGGCAUGAGAAUAAUAGUGCCCUUGCAGGGGGUAGUUCAAGGUAGUGGUGGCCUUGUUCUUGGGUCAGUUAUCCCUUGCGCUCUCUUUUACUGUUUGCAGCUUUACCUCCGAAGGAAUCGUUCCGUUUCUCCUCCACCUUCGUCGUCUCCGUCUACGUCCCCGUCUUCUCCGUCGUCGGCCCCUCCUUCCCGGUCUCCGUCUUCGGGACAGCUUGUGGAGGCUUCUGAGUUACAAAGGUCUCCCUCCAAUCUCUUUUCGAGGUUAUCGACUGGCCAGGGUUAUAUAUCUUCUCGAGCUAAUUUGCUUACGAAAUCUGCUGAUGCUCCCUACUAUGCGGGACCUAAGAAGGUUACCGAGGAUCCGUAUGACGCUUUGAAUAAUCCAGAUGGUGUUAUUCAGCUCGGAUUGGGGGAGAAUAGGUUGUCGUUGGAUUUGGUUCGAGAUUGGCUGGCUGAGCAUGUGAAGGAUUCGAUAAUGGGUGCAGAGGGAGGUGGGGAUUUGAGUAUUCAUGGAAUUGCCACUUAUCAGACGUUUGAUGGAUUGAUGGAAUUGAAAGUGGCUGUGGCAGGAUUCAUGUCCCAAGUCAUGGAAGGAUCGGUUACAUUUAACCCAUUGCAGAUUGUAUUAACAUCUGGUGCAGCUCCUGCACUCGAGAUACUCAGCUUCUGCCUGGCUGAUGCUGGAAAUGCAUUUCUUGUUCCCUCACCAUAUUACCCAGGGUUUGACAGAUAUAUAAAAUCACGAACUGGGGUUGAGCUGAUACCUGUCCCUUGUCGCAGCACUGAUAAUUUUAGUUUCAGUAUCACUGCUCUGGACCGUGCAUUCAACCAGGCAAAGAAAAGGGGGCUAAAAGUCCGUGGAGUUCUUAUUUCAAACCCCUCAAAUCCUGUUGGCAAUCUGAUGAGUUGGGAAACCCUGUACAGCCUUCUGGACUUUGCUAGAGAAAAGAAUAUCCACAUCAUCUCCGAUGAAAUAUUUGCAGGUUCCACCCAUGGAGAUCAAGAAUUUGUGAGCAUAGCCAGGGUUCUUGAUUCAGUAGGCUUCGAUAGGAGCAGGAUUCAUAUAGUAUAUGGGCUAUCCAAAGAUCUCUCCCUUCCUGGCUUUAGAGUGGGGGUUAUUUAUUCCUGCAAUGACAGUGUUCUUGCUGCAGCGAAAAAGUUAUCAAGGUUCUCUUCCAUUUCGGCUCCCACUCAACGUCUAUUGGUCUCGAUGCUUUCAGACACAAGAUUUAUCCAGGAUUAUAUUGAGACCAAUAGGAAGAGGAUUCGGACAAUGUACUUGGCAUUCGUGGAAGGGUUGAAGCAGUUGGGGAUCGAGUGCAUGCAGAGCAGUGGGGGCUUCUACUGUUGGGUAAAUAUGAGUGAGUUAAUAAGAUCUUACAGUGAGAAAGGGGAGCUCGAGCUGUGGUAUAAGCUUUUGAAUAUAGCUAAGAUCAAUGUAACACCUGGAUCAUCUUGCCAUUGCAUCGAACCUGGAUGGUUCCGCUGUUGUUUUACUACAUUAACUGAAAAGGAUAUUCCUGUAGUUAUGGAACGGAUUCGGAAAGUCUCUGAAACCUGCAAGAAGUCGUAGUCGAAAUGCUUUUGGUCCAAA